AUGAAAUUCAUACAGAGGGAGCCCCCCUAUAAAGCAACAGUUUUAUCCCACGUCCAAGAUUUCUCAGGUAUAGCCACGCCUCUUUACAAGCUAUUGAAAUUAGGAGAAAAUUUUACCUGGAAGAAGGAGCAACAAGAAGCAUUUGACGAAUUAAAGAACACAUCACACCUUGCUCUUGGUGCUGUUCUAUCUCAGCCUGACGAUAACAGGCUAGAAGGUGUUGUGGAGUAUGCCAGUUGA
Messenger RNA from Cetraspora pellucida, 240 nucleotides. The record is from the annotation of a GenBank genome assembly. NCBI's taxonomy places the organism in Eukaryota, Fungi, Glomeromycota, Glomeromycetes, Diversisporales, Gigasporaceae.